This is a messenger RNA of Larimichthys crocea (large yellow croaker), 2424 nucleotides long. It is a transcript of the gene pdzd11, whose product is annotated as PDZ domain containing 11. The coding region runs from base 306 to 734 and encodes 142 amino acids. The record is from RefSeq and is a predicted model, not a curated record. NCBI's taxonomy places the organism in Eukaryota, Metazoa, Chordata, Actinopteri, Sciaenidae. Gene Ontology annotation, molecular function: protein binding. The transcript is spliced from 8 exons.
AUUCCUGGAUGACUUAAUUGAAAAUCUUGCCAGCCACAUGAUCAAAUGUCCCUCUUGGAUGCAAUGAAUGCUGGAUGUCUGGAUAUAUCUGCAGCAGAUUACCAGAGAUGGACCAGUAGGUGGCAGCAGUGCAGCACUGAGAGGCUGCAGGCUGCCGGGAAACCUCAGAGAAGAAGUACGUUGUGACGUAUGCACGUUGCCAUGACUACUCCGUGACAGCAGGUGGCGGUGUCUCACCUGACGUCAGUCACCGCUGGACACCAGAAACAAAGUGUUUGUUGCUCCUCUUCAGACUGGCAGAAACAAUGGAUCAGAAAAUUCCUUAUGAUGAUUACCAGCUCCCAGUGGUAUUCCUGCCUUCUUAUGAAAACCCCCCAGCAUGGAUACCUCCACAGGAGCGGGUUCAUCAACCGGACUACAACAAUGAGCUCACCCAGUUCCUUCCUCGUACCGUUGUGUUGAAGAAACCUCCAGGGGCGCAGCUGGGCUUCAACAUCCGAGGCGGCAAGGCGUCACAGUUGGGAAUCUUUAUAUCCAAGGUGGUCCCAGACUCAGAUGCCCACAGAGCGGGGCUUCAAGAGGGAGACCAGGUCCUUUCUGUGAAUGAGGUUGAUUUCCAAGAUAUAGAGCAUUCAAGAGCUGUAGAGAUUCUGAAGACUGCACGAGAAAUACUGAUGAGGGUUCGCUUCUUUCCCUACAACUACCAAAGGCAGAAGGAGAGGACUGUACAUUAGGUGGCGGCAAAGAGAGAGAGAGAGAGAGAGAGACCCGAGAGAGAGAGAAGAGAGAGCGAGAUGUUGACGGACACGUCACUGCACGUCAUCACCCUCCUCCCACAGACUCUGGCCUCCAUUCUGUCUCCGCUUCAAGAUGCCUGAUGUAUGACAAAUAGACUCAUUUAAAUUGCUCCAUGUAAAGGUGACGUAUACUCUGUUAGAUACUCGGUUUCCUCUGUCACCCAGAUACUCCCCAAUGUGGUACAUGAUUUCUACUGCAUCAGGGUGUAUUCACAGGAAGUGAAGGAAGAAGCUUAGUAGACAUUUUAAAUGAUAAAUUAUGUAACUGAUACAUAUUUUCUAGUCAGGCAUAACAUUUAUAGAGCCUGUAUUGUUUGAUUAAGCAUUUCCUCAAACCCUACUGUACAAAUUUGCCUUGAUGACACUGAUAUAAAGUAGAGUCAUGUAUAUAUAUAUAUAUAUACAUAUACAUACACUCAGUUGGUAGUUGAUUAGUUAUGCCUAGCUAAUUCUAUCCAAUACAUCAACCCAGCGAUAAUGUCCCCAUUAGGUUUUUAUGUUGAAACUGUUUUAAAACACUUGACUUCAUCAACUUACUGACUUUUCCUGGAGCUCUCAAGCGCAGUUCUGUAGUUUCUUUUAAUGUUUCUUAUAUUGUGUCUACCCAGUUUAUAUUAAUGAGGGGUAGACUAAAUAUUGUUUUUUUUAAAAGUACCAUAAACCACAAGCUCCAAAAUGACCUUACUGUUGACUCAGCACCUCUGCUCUCUAACAGUUUGACACACACAAUUUGAACAUUAUAACAUAAUAUUUAUUACAGAACUGUUUUACUAGGCUGCAUUAGUUGUAGCUAUGUGUACUCACACUGGCAACUGAGUGUAUAUAUGUGUAAAGAAAUGAACAUGUACAUAUGACUUGGAUUUUAGUACACACUGACACGUAUGGUACAAAGACAGCAAGGUGUUAGAUAUUUAAGAGCAAAUUAUAGUGCAAGACUUCUGGUAGAUAAAAAAUAAUUCGAAAAUAUAAAAUAUUUAGUUGUUUUUUUUUUUAAUUGUGUGGAAAAGUAUUAAGCUGUGUAAAUAUUUCAGUGACUGCUAUCAGCAGUAUUUUAACACUGUCAACCAUCCAUUUCAUGUUUCAUGCAUUACAUUACAUGAACUGCUCCCGGGCUGAAUCAUACUGUAGUUUUUUGAUAUAUAAACUGAGGUGCCAAACUGUUUAAUAGGACAUUGUGCCUCAGAUCUUACUGUAGUGGUGAAAACCUGUAAUAAGGUGUUUUUUAUCUCGGUGAAGAGGAGAAUCUGAUAGUAGCAGCAAUUCAUUCCAACUCAAGACUUUAUCAGGUACUUUUAUCAUUUUAGCCUCUGUGGUUCAGGACAAUCUGCAGAUACAAGCUUUCGUCAUAAAGUCCACAUGUAUUGGAGGGAACAUUUAUAGAAAACAAGUUGAAUACUUGUGGAUGUUACUGCUAGUAUGUGGUUAGAUCAUUUGUUUUAAACGUUUGGAGACUGAUGUAAAUUAAUCUGUUGCAUCUCACUGUCUUAUUCUUUUGUACACUAAUCAUUUUUAUAAAAAGGAAUAACUUUGUUUUCCAUCUGAUGAACAUAGGAUAAUUGUUUUUCAGCAUUUUUCAUCAAAGAGCAUGACACUGACACUAAAAAGAAAUAAAACAUUUUAAACUCUA